Molecule: messenger RNA, 846 nt
Organism: Sclerotinia borealis F-4128
Lineage: Eukaryota; Fungi; Ascomycota; Leotiomycetes; Helotiales; Sclerotiniaceae
Source: the annotation of a GenBank genome assembly
AUGGCUCCACUGGGCUCCGUUCUCAUUACAGGCUGCAGCGAUGGCGGUAGUGGAUCUGCUUUAGCUUCCGUCUUUCAGCAACAUGGCUAUCUCGUGUUUGCCACGGCGCCCGAUACCAAGAAGAUGUCGAGGCUUGAGACAUUCGACAAUGUGAAACUACUAGCUCUAGAUGUGCGUUCCUCGGAACAAAUUCGGGCAGCGGUCGAGCUGGUCGGUAAGGAAACGGGAGGUUCUCUCAACUAUUUGAUCAAUUGUGCUGCUCGCAAUCGUUACAUGCCGAUAUUGGAUGAAGAUAUUGAGGAAGCUAAGAAACUUUACGAUAUCAAUGUUUGGGGUCCUCUCGCCGUGACAAAGGCGUUUUCGCCCCUCAUCAUCAAAGCAAAAGGAACUCUUGUUUUUAUCACCUCUGUUGCUGGUUGUCUCAAUACACCCUAUCAAGGAGUCUAUGCAGCGGCCAAACGAUCCGAAGAGAUCAUUGCAGAUACCUUACGUUUGGAACUGACACCAUUCAAUGUCAAAGUCUUAUGCGUCGUGACUGGAGCCGUCGACACAAAUAUCCAGACACAUUUCAAGGACCUGAAGCUACCUGCUGACUCUCUCUACACUCCAAUCGAAAGUACGAUUUGCGAUCGAGCUAAAGGCAAUGACGGAGCAAAGAGGAUAGAUCCUACUGAUUAUGCAAAGAGGGUAGCAGCCGAUAUUUUGAAAGGGAAGACCGGAAAGAUCUGGCAUGGCUGGAGUGCAGGAACGGUGAAGUUUACAACGAGUUUUCUGCCAACUUCUUUGAUGGACAAGGGUGUGGUGAUUGGUACCGGACUAGAUGUCUUAGCAAAGCAUGUUGAGUAG